AUUUGUUGAGCUCUUAUGGCAACUUUCUGUGCAUGCAUUGAGGGAGGUUCAUAGUCGCACAUUUGCUGCUGAUGUAGCUUCUAAUCCACUUCCUGCUUCACUAACGGAUGCAUCUUAUCUUCAUGCUGCAGCUUUACUUCCUGUAACCAAGGCAAGGAUUGCACUUGAGAGAAGAAAGUUCCUAAAAAAUGCAAGUAUUGCUGUACAUAGGCAAGCUGCUUGGUCCAACUUAGCUAAUGAAAUGACUGCAGAAUUUCGUGCUCUUUGUGCUGAAGAG
Messenger RNA from Phalaenopsis equestris, 277 nucleotides. RefSeq names its product AUGMIN subunit 6-like. The transcript has 2 exons. NCBI's taxonomy places the organism in Eukaryota, Viridiplantae, Streptophyta, Magnoliopsida, Asparagales, Orchidaceae. The annotation marks the transcript as partial. Gene Ontology annotation, molecular function: microtubule binding. Gene Ontology annotation, biological process: spindle assembly. The record is from RefSeq and is a predicted model, not a curated record. Gene Ontology annotation, cellular component: HAUS complex; mitotic spindle microtubule.